GAAGCCAAGAUGGCGGCGAGUAAUUAUUACGGCUUCGCGCAGGGCGCCGGCUCGCAGUACAGCGCCCAGCCUCCGAUGGCUUUUCCCGUCCCAGCUGCUGGAACCAGCUUGGCCGUUCAGCCUGCUCCUGGACUGGGCCCUGCCUUGAUCCCGUUUCCCGAGGCCGCCCAGCCACCCAGGCCCAUCACUCCAGCGGGGUACGGCGGGUACCAGCCCCACCCCGGCCAGGACCUCGGUUACGGCGGCCAGCCCCAGGAGCCUGUGCCGGCGGCCACCAUGGCUCCCUCCUACCAGGACAGUUACAGCUAUGGACCAUCGACAGCCGCUGGUGGCUACGAGAACAAACGGGACCCGCCACCUGCUGCUGGCCAGCCUCAGCUCCCAGCCGUGGCCACGGCCACACUCUGCCCACCAGGGCCCCAAGGAGCCUAUGGUGGCAUUGGGUACAACCAAGCUCAGCCCCUGCCGCAGGUGCCCACCGCCGAGGCGGGGCAGCUGGCCAGCACUUCGCCCUCCACCUACCCCCCUGCGAGCAGCGCUCUGCCCGCGGCCUCCUCCCUCUCCACACUGCCUUCCUCAUCCUCGUUCGGCCCGGCCUCCGCCCCGUACACUGGACCAAGCUGCCCGGGCUAUGACACAUCCCCGUACUCAGCCGUCAGUCCUUACUACCCCCCGCUGCUCCUCCCACAGAUGCGGCCGCCCCCGCUCCCAAAGCCCGUGGACUCGUCCCUGUGGGGCGGCUCGGGAAGCAGUCCCGGUGCCCAUUGCACUGACAGCUUCGCCAAGAAGCUACCAGUUGCCACCAAGCUGCCGAAACCCAGGGGUGGCCCCAAGCAGCUCCUGCUUCACUAUUGUGACAUCUGCAAGAUCAGCUGUGCUGGUCCCCAGACCUACCGCGAGCACCUGGAAGGGCAGAAGCACAAAAAGAAAGAGGCGGCUCAGAAUAUGAGCAUCCAGCCCAGCAGCAGCCCACGAGGGGUGCAGGCGCAGCUGCACUGCGACCUGUGUGCCGUGUCCUGCACCGGGGCGGAGGCCUAUGCCGCCCACAUCCGGGGGUCCAAGCACCAGAAGGUCUUCAAGCUGCACACCAAAUUGGGGAAGCCCAUUCCCAGCAUGGACCUGGCGCCAGCGAAUUCGGCCCAGGCCACCAGCACCAGCCGGCCGGCCUCCACCCCCCUCACCGCAGAGAGCCCCCCCGCGGCCCCUGCCAGCCCCAGCAUGUGUGCCCCAAGCAGGCCAGCGCCAGCCAGGAGACCGGCCGCCUCGAAGGCCUCACACAUGGGGCCUCCUGCGCUGCUGGCGGCAGACAGCAGAUCCCCCCAGGGGAAACCGGCACACCCCAGAUCAGAGCGGCCCGGAGAACUGCCCGCCCAAGGAGGCUCUGUGGAAGCUUCUGGAACGUGCUGUGACGCACAGCCGGUGGGCCCAGGCUAUGUGGAGGAGGUGUGCAACGAGGAGGGCAGAGUGAUCCGGUUCCACUGCAAGCUGUGCGAGUGCAGCUUCAAUGACCCCAAUGCCCGGGACAUGCACGUGAGGGGGCGGCGGCACCGGCUGCAGUAUAAGAAAAAAGUGAACCCCGAUCUUCCGAUUGCGGACAAGCCCAGCACGAGAGUUCGGAAGCUGCUGGAGGAGAGGCUGAGGAAGCAGCGGCAGCUGAGCAAGCAGCGUCUGGGGGAGCUGCGGCGCCAGCAUGACGAGAUGAGCAGGCGCUACGGCUUGUGCAAGAGGUGGCUAGAAGAGGAGCCACAGGCGCAGGAGGCGCGCUCGGGACGCUCACCGCCUGACCAGCAUGCACCUCCCCUCAGGAGCAGGCCGGGGUUGUCCACAGCCAAGCCUCUGCCCAUGAGGCGGCCGGAGUCCAGCGACGACCGGCAUGUCAUGUGCAAGCACGCCGCCAUCUACCCCACAGAGGAGGAGCUCCUGGCCAUCCAGAAGGCCGUCUCCCACUCAGAGCGCGCCCUCAAACUGGUGUCCGACACAAUGGCCGAGGAGGAUUCCGCACGCCCAGAGCCAGAGGGCGGGGAGUGCAGCCGCCCAGGCCCCUCUGCUCGGAUCCUGAAAGGCGUGAUGCGGGUCGGCCUGCUGGCGAAGGGCCUCCUCCUGCGGGGAGACAGGGCCGUGCAGCUGAUCCUGCUCUGCUCCCAGAAGCCCAGCCGCGCGCUGCUGCGCAGAGUCACGGAGCAGCUGCCCCUCCAGCUCCCGAUGGUGACAGAGGACAAGUACGAGGUCUCCUCCGACCCUGAAGCCAACAUCGUCAUCUCCUCCUGCGAGGAGCCCAGGAUACAGGUCACUGUGUCCAUCACCUCGCCCCUGAUGCGGGAGGACCCCUCUGCAGACCGAGAAGGAACAGCGGCGCCUCCGCCUGACCCGGGAGAUGUCCUGAGCUCAGAGAAGUGCCUCCAGUCGCUGGCUGCCCUCCGCCACGCCAAGUGGUUCCAGGCGAGAGCCAGUGGCCUGCAGCCCUGUGUGAUCGUCAUCAGGGUCCUUCGGGACCUCUGCCAGCGUGUGCCCACCUGGGGGGCCCUGCCGGACUGGGCCAUGGAGCUGCUGGUGGAGAAGGCUCUGAGCAGCACGAAGGGGCCCCUGAGCCCUGGGAACGCCGUGAGACGGGUCCUGGAGUGCGUGGCCUCGGGGACGCUCCUGACAGAUGGGCCGGGGCUCCAGGAUCCCUGCGAGAGAGACCAGAUGGACGCUCUCGGGUCCAUGACCCUCCAGGAGCGGGAGGACAUCACGGCCAGUGCCCAGCACGCCCUGCGCAUGUUGGCGUUCCGGCAGAUCCACAAGAUCCUGGGCAUCGACCCUCUGCCGCCCCCCAAAAGCAGGCCUGGGGCGCGCUUCCGGAAGAGGCCACGGGAGGCAAGCGAGGCCGAGGCCGAGGAGGGCGCCGGCCAGAGGAAGCGGGCCGGCGGGGCAGAGAGGGGCCCGUGUGAGCAGCCUCGCCUCCCCAACGGGACCUGACGCCCCACCGAAUGGCUGCUUCACCCCUGACGCUGGGCAGUCCUGUUUUCCUUUGCAGUUAUGUUCCAUAGAUUUCUUUAAAGACACUUGUGCUUAAAUCAUUAGCAAAAUCUCUUCAUCUGGCGAUUUCAGCUGCGGGGUUUGGGGCACAGCGCCCCAAGGCCUGCCUUCACCCGGGCGAGAAGGUGCAGCACAAUUUUAAACCCUGGCAUUUCUUGCUAGCUUUAAACUCACCCUGUGGCCUACUAAGGGUGUGGGUUUUUAAAUGGCUUUGUGAGGACACACCAGCCGUGCAUGGAUUUGAAAUCUCACGGGCAAGCCCCCUGGGGGUCCGACAUCAGGAAGCCUGUCCCCGGAAGGUAGGUUGGGAGGAUCUGGGGUGAUGGCCAAGCCUGAGAGUGUGCCCAGGCCGGGGUCCUCAGUCCCCAAGCCCAGUCUCCAAACACGCUGCCCCCUCCAGCUCCCCAGCCUGGAGACGGCCCCGCGGCCAGAGGUCUGCAGGGCCUGAGCUGGGCUCGUCCCCCAGCCAGCCAUGGGAGGGCCACAGGGCCGAAGGGUGAUGAGCAUGCAGGCUGGGCAUGCCCCUGACCCCCGGAGUAUCUGUGACCCCCAUGGCACUGCACCCCAUGCCACUCCGGGCCUUCUGCACCACGAGGAACAGCUCUGUAUGCCUCAUUCGAGGCUGGGUUUGCCUUGUCUUUCUCCCGUCCUCCUUGCAUAGGUGCAGCCAAUGUGGGUCCAGGGCCCGCCCCUUGAAAGUGGAGUCUGGGGGCUCUGCCUGGUGCGGGGCACAGAAUCAGGCGCCUCCUGGCACUGGUGGACGUGAAGGCACCCUUGCCCAGCCCCCACCCCGAUCUGUCCAAACUUCCCUCUUUGCGACAGCUUCUCUUGUCCGGCUGCCCUGUGGCACUGAAGGAGAUAAGUCCAUCUUUGGGCUGACACGAUCUUUUCUGGUCACUUGAUUGUUUCAAGCUCAUUUCUGUGUUUAAGGGACAGCCUGUGUGUGGCUUCACAUCUAAUGUCUUCGUAGAACUACCUGGAAGUUUGGGGGGGUGGGGAAUAAACGAGAUAUGCCUGUC
Delphinapterus leucas (beluga whale) is the source of this 4037-nucleotide messenger RNA. Lineage: Eukaryota; Metazoa; Chordata; Mammalia; Artiodactyla; Monodontidae. The record is from RefSeq and is a predicted model, not a curated record.